UUGCGGUCAGCUGUUGAGUAAUAUAGUGCAUCCGAUCAACACAUCAUUGUUAUCACGAUGCCGCCUUGGUCCAUGAUCUCGCCUGCCUCGCGGGGCAUUGGUUUCGCUCUUGCCCGAAGGGUCCUGCAAACCACCAACGCGCCUGUUGUCGCAACAGCGCGUAAAGAUCUAGACAAGACGAAAGAGCAAUUGCUCGAAGGGUUGGACGUCGAUGAAGCGCGAUUGAGGGUGUUGAAACUAGAUGUCACAGACGAGUCCACAAUCGCAGACGUGGCAGUAGCGUGCAAAGAGAAGUUCACGCCAGGCGAUCACCAGCUCCAACUGGCCUUCUUCGUGCCUGGACUGCUCUUUCCCGAGAAGGCGCCAGCUCAGAUUGACGCUAAAGAUGCGCUCCUCACGUUCCAAACAAAUACUCUGGGGCCGAUGCUCAUGAUCAAGCACUUUUCGCCCUUCUUGCCAAAGAAGCGUGCGGAGCUUGCCAAAGAUGAGGAAAUGAUGAAGGGCCUUCCACAAGCGGCAAGCAUGGCGAUCAUGUCUGCGCGUGUGGGCAGUAUAUCGGAUAACAAGCUUGGAGGCUGGUACAGCUAUCGCGCUUCGAAAGCUGGCGUCAAUCAGGUCGUCAAGACAUUCGAUAACUAUCUGCGGACAGCAUCUGGUGACAAGGCACUAGCGUUGGCUUUGCAUCCUGGCACAGUCAAGACCGAGUUCAGCAAAGAGUUCUGGGGUGGUGUCAAGAAGGAAAAGCUAUUUGAGAAAGAAUGGGUGGCAGAAAGACUGGUCGAUGUGGUCAGGCAGGUAGGAGUGGAUGGACGGGGCAAGUGCUGGGAUUGGGACGGCAAGGAAGUGCUACCCUGAAGACCUCUACGCUUGCAGGUGCAAACCCGGCGUCCUCCUUCUGUUGUCCCUCGCGGACUUGAAAUCUUCUCAAUACCAACAUUUCGUUCUUUUCACAUUCAACGGCUCUCAUUACCAG
Didymella exigua CBS 183.55 is the source of this 973-nucleotide messenger RNA. RefSeq names its product NAD(P)-binding protein. The coding region runs from base 58 to 855 and encodes 265 amino acids. The record is from RefSeq and is a predicted model, not a curated record. The transcript is spliced from 2 exons. Lineage: Eukaryota; Fungi; Ascomycota; Dothideomycetes; Pleosporales; Didymellaceae.